Charadrius vociferus (killdeer) is the source of this 866-nucleotide messenger RNA. It is a transcript of the gene SNX24, whose product is annotated as sorting nexin 24. Lineage: Eukaryota; Metazoa; Chordata; Aves; Charadriiformes; Charadriidae. The record is from RefSeq and is a predicted model, not a curated record. The transcript is spliced from 6 exons. Bases 17 to 448 code for a protein of 143 amino acids. Gene Ontology annotation, molecular function: phosphatidylinositol phosphate binding.
UAAAAUAGAGGUGCUAAUGAGCGGAAGGAAACAUUUUGUGGAGAAGAGGUAUAGUGAAUUCCAUGCACUUCAUAAAAAGCUCAAGAAGUUCAUAAGAACUCCAGAGAUACCUUCAAAGCACGUGAGAAACUGGGUCCCCAAGGUUCUGGAGCAGCGACGACAAGGCUUGGAGUUGUACUUGCAGACAGUCAUUUUAGAAAAUGAAGAGCUCCCUAAAAUAUUUCUUGAUUUCCUGAACGUUCGCCACGUACCUACCUUGCCAAAAGCAGAAAGCUGUGGCUCUUUUGAUGAAACAGAAUCUGAGGAAUCAAGCAAACUGUCCCACCAGCCUGUGCUGCUGUUCCUAAGGGAUCCAUAUGUCUUGCCUAAAGCCAACGAUGACUUCCCAAACGUGGUUAUAGAAGGCAUUCUACAUGGAAUAUUUUAUCCUCAUUUACUGCCCAGGUAGAUGUGACGCGAGGCUAGAAGAAGCUGAAUCAAGUCUCUGAGUCAUGUUUGAUGGAAUUAACAGGAAUAAAAUUCUGUGAUGUGAAAAUUACACUCAGAAGCAAGAGGCACAACCUCAGUUUAAGUUCAAGCAUUAUCUUUUUAAACAAAAUCAAUGUCACUACAAUUGCUGCUUUUAAAAAAAAGAUAUGGAAACAACAGUAUUGAAGUUAUUUAUACCUUCUAUAUAUUGACAUGCUCUAACUAUUUAACACUAAAAGCUGAAAGUCAUACACUGAACUACACUAACCUUUGAAAACAAUUGAAAGCUUUACUAAUUGUUUCUGUAAUUUCUAUCAUAAAUUACACUAAACCUUUUUGCAUCAGGAUUUUUCCCAGCACAUUACCCAUUGCUGGCAGUGGAUGGAUUAAAAGUGCUG